GACUUUGUCCUGUGAACUUCGUCGCGCUGGAAAGUCCUUUGAAAUUUUCACAUUUCUCCUUUUUUGGUGUGAGUGCUACGAGUUUUGUGUGCGCGCUUGUGUGUGUCUGUGAGUGUGUGAGUUUGUGUGUGUGUGUGUCUGUGUAAGGGCGCCAAGUUGUGUCGGUGAGACUUUAGCCACCAGUAAACAACAACAAAACAGAGACAUUGACAAAAAAAAAAGGAAAAGGACAAAGGACAAUUGAGCCUGCGGCCAGGGAAACCGCAAUCAAAAAUUGUAAACAAACUCCGGAAAUUGAGAAAAAUCAACAAAGGAAAACGACGCCGCCAAGUAGGCAACGAUUCCGCUGCUAGCCAACAUGGAAAUGGACGUUAAUCGCCCGACCGGCCGCCAUGGCAACCUAAUGACCAUUUCCGCCCGUUGCUCCAACAACAACGAGCAGGCCGUCCUAGCACGUCACGCCACGACAUUGGCAGGAAGUGAGCCAACUUCCGGCGGCUGUUGCGGCAUCUUGAGCCGCCUUUUCUGUGUGAGCCGCCAUAAGGCCACCCAAUCGGUGGCAGGCACCGGUGAUCCCCUUUCCCAGUUGCAACUGCAGCGCAAAGGAGCCGCAACAACAACAGCAGCUGCUGCUGCCAUUUCCGGCCAACGACGCCGACGCACGCCGCAGGAAAUCUACUUCGAGAGUCGCGGCAAGUCCUGCAAGAAGCUAUUGAAAUUCAAUGGUAAUUCCAACAAGAUAUUGCUGUACCCCGAGGAGGGCUGGGCGAGGACGGCAUCGUCCAGUUACUGGACCAUCACGCCCUGCUUUUGGCAGCCCAAUCGCUGCCGCAUCGUGGAGUGCUCCGGAACCCAGCGGCGUGCGACAAAAGCACGGAUGUUGCCGCUGGAGCAGCAGGGCUCCCUCCUGAUUGCCGGACACUUUCGCCGGACAACGUCCACGGGCGGUGGGGCCUCAUCGCCGGCGGGGGGCGGGGCACCGGGCUCCAGAUCGGUGGCUGCCACGCCCACACCUGCAACUCCUGCCACUGCAAAUGCGGGGGCAGCCGCAAUCCGGACGGGGGCAAUGGGCUGUGACAAGUCACAGCCCGCGUGGAACGACGAGUUCAAGCUGUAUCUGACGUCCAACAUCUCGAUGGAGGACUACAACAUGGGCUACUGCCUCACCGGAUUCGUGGAGCGCCGCUGCCAGGUGACAAACACCUUCCAGAUGACUCACUUUGCGGUCAUCAAGCGCCAGUGGCCACCGUCGCCGUCCAAUUUGGGCAACUCCUAAGGCCCCUGAGACACACCCACUUUUGUAAUUGUGAUCCGAUCUUUUGUUCCGAAUUGGAAGCAAAAUGAAAUUAUAUAAAAACGAAUCUAGCUGUUUUCAUUUUCAGAGAGUUUGAGGAAAUUUAACUAGCGAAAUAUUUGCUUAUUUACAGCAAGCCAAUUAUAUUAAACUGCUUUUCCAAAAAAAAUUACAUUUGUUUAUUUAAAUUUUAAAUUAAAUUUUAAAGCUUCAAAAAUCAUAUGAAACUUAAUUUUUUGAGUACUUAGAUUACUACUUUUCUAUUGUUUGUUGUUGUAUCAAAAUGUUUGAAGGUGAAAACAGCUACAUAUCUUAUAGAUACCAUUUAAGUUGUUAGCAUUUAAGUAGAGCCAAAUCUUUGUUGUGCAAUCUUGAACUAAAAUCAAAAGAAACUUUGGAAAAAUCUAUAGACAAUGUAAAAAUAAAUUUCGGAGGCCUCAGAAACCGAUAGCCACUAGAUCUUAAAGCUUAGUAAACUAAUGACACAAAGAAUCUUUAAGGGCGUACAGCAUUUGCUCUAUUUAAACGAAAUUUCCUGCAUGUUUAGUGCGUAAAUUGUAAUUUUAACUAAAUGUGCAAGAGAAAACCGAAAAAAAUACGAAAACUAGGAAACCAAAACAAAAACAAAAACUUAACGUGUGCUUUCAGUGUUGUGUAUUAUGAAAAAAGGAAACAAACCGAAAAAACAAAGUACUAGUAACUGUUAAAUGCUAAACGAAACUUAAUCGCUUUGCCAGCUCACACACAAACACACACAGGCACCACCCCACACACUCGCACACUUCAGCUUGGGCAGCUACUUAAUGCUUCAAAAAAGUGCAACAAAUUGAAACUUGUGCUUGUCGAAGCAUGUGAUUGUGAGUGCUCCACUAUAAGCUGCUAUAGUAUAUUUACGAGCCUGUGUGCGUAUUCGAGUAAUGGUGUGUUCGGGGGUCUGUGUGUGUGUGUGAGUGUGUGAGUGUGCUGGUACUCUUUUCUACUACAUACAAAUAUGUACUUUAACGGCCAUGUUUGCGAAACCUAUUGCCUUUAAGCUUUAAAAUAUAAGCUCAACUGAACGCAGGCAAACAAGUCAACAGCUUCGAGCGAUGGCCAUUGGCACUAAACAGCAGUUUAAUAACAACUGAACAUCAAACUCAAUUAUUUAACGAGCUGCUUAGGAACAACAAACAUUACUUGAAUUUGAACAAAACAAUUUCAUUUUCUGCAGGUUGCAUGGUCACACUGCGCCUGAAGUAUUUUUCUUUGUGGCUUGGCCACACCGCACGGCAAAUAAAAUUAUUUUCAAUUGAUCUUUGUGGUCUAGUUCUGUAAUAAAUUAAAAGUACUGCUGAUUAGUGUCACCAGCCAUUGAGCCAAGCCCAUAAACGAAGUUUGCCAAUUCUACGCUAAUCUAAGAAACUAAGCCCCCAAAUCUAUCUAUCUCUCUUUAACCAACUCACCCACUGACCCACACAUGCUACGGCUCUGUCCCUCUCAUUCACUCACUUUGAGCAUGAUACGCAACGUAUAUCAACAAUUCGUCCAAUAAUUGGAGACUUUCGGCGCCACAAAUUGCCAAGUGUCAAAUUGGCAAGGCCAGAGCUCCAAUUGCCAAAAACCCUAAGUGUUAAAAAACAAUGAAACCAAAACGUAAAGAAAACCAAAGCUAAGUCAAAACUCAAUGUAGUCUAAGUGAUAGUUUAAAAAUCAAUAUUUACAAGCUAGAAAAUAAAUCUAUAUAUAUAUAUAUAUAUAUAUAUUUGUGUGUAGGCUGAACAUUUUUUCGUAUAUAUCGGUGUAUUUAUAUAACUGUAUUGCGAAUACAUAUACAAUAACAUUUUUGCUGUAGUUCGCAUAGCUCGCUUUUAGGCGCUUUUACACGCAAGCGAAUAAGGCCGACAACCUCUCGAAUCUCUUAUUUGCUUCAGACAGAUCUCCCUGCCACCUUACUCCUAAAACUAAUUGAUAUUUAAGUAUCAGGUACCUGCCAGAAUCAACAACAACAACAACAAAAACAACCAAAUAAACAAGAAAAAUAUGAAUAUACAUAAAUAUUUAUUGAGCAAUUAUGUCUGUGCAAAUAUUUGUGUCCAUUUUAAUUAGAAGAAAAACACUAAAAACACUAAAAAAUUGGAAUUAUUUUUUAGAAAUCACUGAUAAAUCGAAAAACCCUAUCCACUUACACACACGCAAAUCGAUGUCGUCUCCCCCAAAAUUGUAUAAAUGUUUGUUAGUGUCAGAUUCUUGCUCUCUGUGUGUAGCAAAUUUUUCUGCGCCUAUGCUUAACAAAAAACAAACAACAGACACGAAUUCAGCUUCAAGCUGGAUGUCCAACACUUAAAAACAAAUCGAACAAAAACACGCAUGAGCUUUUUUGUAGUUCUAUUUAAACAUUUUUAAAUAGCAAAAACAAGUCAAAACGAUAAUCCCGUGCUGCGUGAGCAUUGGGAAUUAAUUAAUAUUAAGCUUCUAUCGAGUUAAGCGAUGUAAACGAGCAUAAUUAGUCUAAAACAGAGAUAAGAUUAAUUGGUAGAAAAAACGGCAAGUUAAAAUACAAAUCAAAUCAGAUGGAAAUGAAAAUGCAAAUGAAAAUAUAAAUAUAAAUCGAAAUCAAAUACGUCGAUGUUAAUGCAACUGCAUAAAUCAAAAGAGAAUAAAUCGUCAGCAAAUGCAAUUUAAGCCGGCAGUGGAAAUCAGUAAUGAAAAUAAAUACCCCAGAGGUUGGUAGAAUGCCAUUGAAAAUGAGAAAUCAAAACAUUGAAAAUAAAGAAAGAAAGCAGAUAA
This is a messenger RNA of Drosophila gunungcola (fruit fly), 4060 nucleotides long. RefSeq lists its product as uncharacterized. Lineage: Eukaryota; Metazoa; Arthropoda; Insecta; Diptera; Drosophilidae. The record is from RefSeq and is a predicted model, not a curated record. Bases 359 to 1276 code for a protein of 305 amino acids. The transcript is spliced from 2 exons.